Messenger RNA from Lachancea lanzarotensis, 1512 nucleotides. It is a transcript of the gene SPO74, whose product is annotated as LALA0S10e03070g1_1. The coding region runs from base 1 to 1512 and encodes 503 amino acids. The record is from RefSeq and is a predicted model, not a curated record. NCBI's taxonomy places the organism in Eukaryota, Fungi, Ascomycota, Saccharomycetes, Saccharomycetales, Saccharomycetaceae. The transcript has a single exon.
AUGAGUGUGGGGGGCGAUGUGGAUCGCGAAUAUAGUAGCAUUUCCGCUGGCAUGCAGCAGAUAUCACUACGUCAAAUAAACCUGAACCAUGCGCAUCAUGCCAGGAACUUGCAGCCGCAAGCAAGAAAACCUAAAAUUAAUGGGAAAGAACCUCAUUCUUCUGGCAUUUUCGCGGACGCGCAUUCCCAUCUGGCUCUGCUGAAAAACGAAAAUUAUCAUCUGAAGAUGGAAUUGACACAGCAACAACAAGAGGUUGACCAACUCCUGAAGCGGCUGAACAAUGCAGAUCAAGACCCAGCUGAAGAUCGGUUUUAUCGGGGAUUUAUCGCAGACUCUGAAACCCCGGUUUUAAAGUACCCCGUUGAGGUCAACAACGAAAAUGCUUCGCCUUCAAGAUCAGAACGAUGUUCGGUCUCCGAUUACGACCUAAUGACGCACUUCUCAGGCUCGCCUUACAGAGGGGAGCCUGUGAAUUCCGAACAGGACAUCACCUCGCGUCCCGAUUCGUCCAUGACGCACAUCCGUCGUAAUGGGAAGUUCUUCAAGAAUUCCGUGAUACCAUUUCUGCACAAAACCCUUGAUACUUUCCAACAUAGCGAGGUUUUCCGCGAAGAUGCAAAGUGUUUGCAGGGCAAACUUGAGGCUUUCAAAAAUCAUACGUCGACAGAUAAAGAAUUGAGAGUGCAGUUGAUGGUUCAUCUUCUAGACGGCAUAAACCACUUGCAACAACAAUGUGUGGCGUUGCUGAAUCGCGAGCUCGAAAACAAACGAGUUUCUCGUAAGCUCGAUUACUUAUUUGCAGCUUUGUCAGAUCCAGAACAUCGUGAGCUUGUCGGCGAGGAAAGUGGUGAUAGGUUAAAAGCGGAAUUGCUGGAUGUGAUGCUAGAUAUCCUAGCUCCUGAUAAUGAGAAAACCCACCCACGGAAUGAGAAGUCGUGCGUGGAUCAAUCUAGCAAGAAAGAGUACCCACGUAAAAAGGAGCCUGUGACAAACUCGUCAGCGGCCAAAAAGGUUAUCAAAGGCCAAGUUGACAUUGUGCCAUCUAUGCCACCGGUACCAAAGCUUUCAAAAAUGAGGAGCUACGGCGGAUCAUACAUUUGCGAGUCAUCGAAAAAAAGGGACCCACACCAGAAGUUGUCGUCGCCGUCUUCCUCUUCGUCCUGUAAUUUAUUGCAGCGGUCGCAUAGGAAACCUAAAUUACAGGAAAGACCUCACGAUAUGCAUAGAGGGCACACAAUCGAAAAUGAAGUCCGCACUAAAUCUAGCAAUUGGGAAUUCCUGCCAAUUGGGUACGAUGAAAGCAUGCUAUCGAAGGAAACCCCCAGCCGUCGUUCGGCAUUCAACGUCAAGCGCGACGAAAUUUUACAGAGAACACCGCUUGCAAUGACGUUCAAAGACGACGGUGAGGCAGAAGGAGAUAUGGACCCGUUGCAAGCAUAUUUCACUGAAUUCUCGGGCGACACAUUGGACCAGGAUGAAUCAACAGCGGAUUGUCAUCCACUGAAAACAUAG